Molecule: messenger RNA, 2296 nt
Organism: Oncorhynchus gorbuscha (pink salmon)
Lineage: Eukaryota; Metazoa; Chordata; Actinopteri; Salmoniformes; Salmonidae
Exons: 2
Coding region: 1176-2090 (304 amino acids)
Source: RefSeq, a predicted model, not a curated record
GGCAGACCUGUCACGGUGCUGCUGUGAAGAAAAUCGGUCUGGUAGAGAGGGGGAAGGCAUCCAGUGCCUGCCAUUGCAGUGCGGCUGCUUUGGAGCCACGCCAGACGAUUUAUUCAUUAUUUUCCUAAAAAGGAUUUCACCCAUACAUUGUAAGGACCAGUACACCGAAUAAGAAGAUGCUACAGAAAAUAGCACGGAGGUCACAGACAUAGAAACAAAAUAUAAAAUGAUCCUAUAUGAUACCAGGAACAUCUGCAAAAAGACAGAGAGAUACUGGAUGAAAAAAGAGAAGGGAGAAUUGAUAUCCAUCUCUGAGCUUACAAAGCGAGAACAAAGAAGCAAGAGAUGGAAAUGUAACCAAUGGACUAGAAGACGGACUUUAAAGAGAACAGUUGCAAUGGAGACCUACCUAUCAGGCAACACAACACCUCAGUCACCAGAUGACUUGCAGCCAGAACAUGAGGCUAACAUACCUGCCACUAACUUACCUGCCCCUGAUGCACGCCCUGAUACCCCGUCGUCACCGUCUGCAACAGGAAUGAGAAGUCCAAUACUUGCUGGAAGGAAAAAGGUUGGAAGAGGUCGCUCAAAAACAUGACAAAUGUCAAAUCUGAUGAAGCUUAACGGAAAACUGAGAAAUACAAAAAAAAAGGUAUGAUCAACCGAUGAAGAAAAUGGAUAGACCAGAUUCGCCCAAAGACAAAACAGAAAGUGAAGGGAACUACGAAGAACUUGAGAAGGAUUUUAUUGUUUCAAAAUAACCAUCAUUUCAGAGUUAAAGCAAAAGUAUCAGAAAAUGUGCAGUGCCAAAAGACAAACAAGUGGCUUCAAAAAUGCUCAGAGGAAACAUCCUGAGAAAGUACGGCCUGGCCAAAGCUGCAAACAGAGAAUUUCGAUUUUCAAGCAAAAGCAACAAGGGCAAAUGAAAACAGGCCAUCAAGUCUUCAAUACUCCAGAAAGAAUCCGUGUAACAGAAUUAUAGCACAGCCACAGAAGAGAAAAUCACUAGAUUCUAUGAACGUGAUGACAACAGCAGAGCAGCAACAACAGGGGAAAAAGACACACUAACAAGGAACAAGAAGGAAAGAAAGAAAACAAGCAGAAACGCUUCUUGAAUGGCACAGUUCAGAACCUUCUUAUCAGAAGUUUAACAGGAAAUAUUCAGAGAGAUUCAAAUGUCCGACGAUGAAUUGUUUAAAAUACGUUUUUGUGUUGUCAGAACCUUAUUGGGUCGUUGUGCUGUCAGAACCUUAUUGGGUCGUUGUGCUGUCAGAACCUUAUUGGGUUGUUGUGCUGUCAGAACCUUAUUGGGUCUUUGUGUUGUGAGAACCUUAUUGGGUCUUUGUGCUGUCAGAACCUUAUUGGGUCUUUGUGCUGUCAGAACCUUAUUGGGUCUUUGUGCUGUCAGAACCUUAUUGGGUCGUUGUGCUGUCAGAACCUUAUUGGGUCUUUGUGUUGUGAGAACCUUAUUGGGUCGUUGUGCUGUCAGAACCUUAUUGGGUCUUUGUGUUGUGAGAACCUUAUUGGGUCUUUGUGCUGUCAGAACCUUAUUGGGUCUUUGUGCUGUCAGAACCUUAUUGGGUCUUUGUGCUGUGAGAACCUUAUUGGGUCGUUGUGCUGUCAGAACCUUAUUGGGUCUUUGUGCUGUCAGAACCUUAUUGGGUCGUUGUGCUGUCAGAACCUUAUUGGGUCUUUGUGCUGUCAGAACCUUAUUGGGUCUUUGUGUUGUCAGAACCUUAUUGGGUCUUUGUGCUGUCAGAACCUUAUUGGGUCUUUGUGCUGUCAGAACCUUAUUGGGUCGUUGUGCUGUCAGAACCUUAUUGGGUCGUUGUGUUGUGAGAACCUUAUUGGGUCGUUGUGCUGUCAGAACCUUAUUGGGCCGUUGUGCUGUCAGAACCUUAUUGGGUCUUUGUGCUGUCAGAACCUUAUUGGGUCUUUGUGCUGUCAGAACCUUAUUGGGUCUUUGUGCUGUCAGAACCUUAUUGGGUCUUUGUGUUGUGAGAACCUUAUUGGGUCGUUGUGCUGUCAGAACCUUAUUGGGUCGUUGUGCUGUCAGAACCUUAUUGGGUCUUUGUGCUGUCAGAACCUGAAGAAAGAGUGCAUGUAUAGAGAGUCCUGCCUUUGUCAAGCAAAAGAGCUUAAAACAUCUGACUUUGAUGCUGGUGAGCAGACAUGGUGGUUUGAGUGGAAAAACAAAGCUGAAGAGAGAGAAAGAAAAACAAAGCUGAAGAGAGAGAGAAAGAGAAGGAAAAACAAGGCUGAAGAGAGAGAGAAAGAGAAGGAAAAACAAAGCUAA